Molecule: messenger RNA, 2082 nt
Organism: Sclerotinia trifoliorum
Lineage: Eukaryota; Fungi; Ascomycota; Leotiomycetes; Helotiales; Sclerotiniaceae
Source: the annotation of a GenBank genome assembly
AAACUAUCUCUCCUUCAACUUCUUUAUCCUCCAUUAUCUCUUCAUCUGUUGUUUGCCUCUAGACUAUAAGGUGUUUUCUGUGGAUCAAAGCUUUUCCCUUCCUUCCUCCUUCCUUAUCUAUUUACUCGUGAUCUCUUGAUUUUGUCAACUUCUACCGUAUUCACCUCACCUAUGUAAACAUUCUCAAGAUGGAAGGACCAAAGGGCUCUAAUGUUUGCCAACAAAUUCUCCCUCCCUCACAAGUUCUUCCCUCAAUCAAAAUUCAAAUCGAUUCAUCCACCAUUCUUCCAAUUGUUGAACCUCACCAAAUUCUCUCCAAGAUUUGUACCAACGGCGAUGCAUCAGUGGCCUCUGAUAAAAUCUUCGACGAAAUCGAUGAGUUGAAAUACGAAAUCAAAUCUCGUGCAGGGACAGCAGUUGUUGUAGCAAACAACAGACCUACAAAAUCAAGAAGAUCUGCUCUCUUAUCCAAAAUCCUCAACUUCCAUCGGAACCCAGCACGUUCAGUUUCGAAAUCAAAAUACUGCCAAACUCCCGAAAUGUCAUCGCCGGAACAUCAUCUUCGCCCCGCUGAGCGGGCAUUCAUGGACCUUGAUACCGCGAGCGAUCUGUUUGUGGAGGAUUACCAAGAAACCAGACAGAUCUCCGCAAGACCUUACCAUUGGCCUCAUGACCGGUCAUUUCAUAGAACCACCACUGCGCUAGUCAUUAUCGACAUGCAAAAAGAUUGUGAGUCUUAUGUUCCCUUCUCUUCCGCCUUGGAGGUGGAAACGAUGUAAGAGAUGCUCUAUGAUUGUUUCCAAAUGGACGCCGACUGCAUGCGGUACGUGAGUCGAUCGGCAACCCUGAGAAUCAUUUGUCAUUACGACAUUGUUUGGUACACCCCAGAAACACGUUUAUAGGACUAUUGCACCCCAAGCCUUUUGAUUUCAAUGAAUCUACCUUGAAAAUAAGCAAAUAUGUAAAAGAACCUACUAAUUUUAGUUUACUACAGUUGCCUCCGACAAAGGAUAUCUAAAGAAUCAAGGUAUUGACAAUCAACCAAUCCUCGAUAUUGUUCCUAAUAUUCGCAAACUUCUCGAUGCUUGCCGAGCAAAAGGUUUCACUGUUUACCAUACGCGCGAAGGCCACCGAUCUGACCUGUCAACACUUUCCAAACGCGAGCAUUUUCGCUCAAGAAACAACGGGAACCGCCUUGGUAUUGGUGACCCCGGCCCACUAGGACGUCUCCUAAUUCGCGGGGAGGAAGGCCACGAGAUUAUCGAUGAAUUAGCCCCUCGACCGAAUGAGCAAAUCAUUGAUAAGCCUGGUCGGAGUGCAUUCCAACAUACAGAGUUUCAGCUUAUGCUAAGCGUCAAGGGAAUUAGGAACCUAAUUUUCUGCGGUGUAACAACGGACGUUUGUGUAAUGAGUACGAUGAGGGAAGCCAACGAUAAUAACUUCGAUUGCGUCCUGGUAGAAGAUGCGUGUGCUGCUGGUGUCUAUGAGCAUCACAAAAGUGCUGUUGAGUCGAUUACUGAAGAAGGGGGGAUAUUUGGCGCUGUCACAACGGUGGAAGAUGUUUUGGCGAAAAUGGAUAGGCUCCUGGAGGUAAUUGAGCCUGAAUCUGUGACUUCUCAUCCAAUUCCAGCAGAAACGAAUGCGGAUGAUGAAUCAAAGACCGCUCAUUCAAAUUCGGCAGGGGUGGACAGAUCAAAACCCGUCCCCGGAACUGUCAUUGGAGAAAAUCGGCCCUCUGCCGGAAAACAAUUUUCCCAAAUGUCCUUGGCUGAACCUGCACCGGAAGUAGGGGAUUAUAUUGACGACGGCACGUAUCGCCGCAAGUCCACGCAAGGAAUCUCAGAUCAAUCAAAGCCUCCUGUACGUACCAGAAAAGUAUCUGCUUCUCAAAGGAUGGGCAUGGCUUAUCCACACGAAGGGAAUGGAGAGAACUCCGUGGCUCGAAGAAUGGAUGUCUCCGACAACGAGGAGAAUACAAUGCCCACUAUUAUGCACAAUGGCAAGCGGCUUGAAAAUUUAAAAUAAUUACACUUCGCACCGAUUAAGUUUUCACGGGGCGCACGUUUCUAAUAAAUUUCAGGA